This is a messenger RNA of Galleria mellonella (greater wax moth), 2042 nucleotides long. It is a transcript of the gene SamDC, whose product is annotated as S-adenosylmethionine decarboxylase proenzyme. Lineage: Eukaryota; Metazoa; Arthropoda; Insecta; Lepidoptera; Pyralidae. Gene Ontology annotation, molecular function: adenosylmethionine decarboxylase activity. Gene Ontology annotation, biological process: spermidine biosynthetic process; spermine biosynthetic process. Gene Ontology annotation, cellular component: cytosol. The coding region runs from base 229 to 1305 and encodes 358 amino acids. The record is from RefSeq and is a predicted model, not a curated record. The transcript has 9 exons.
UUCAUUCCGACUCGGCUGGAUUGCCAUUUCGGAACGUACCGCGCGCCGACUCGCUCGCUCUGAUAGAAAGAGAUGUUAUAGUUCCUUCUCUUCUUUCACCUGCAUUUUGCCAAUAUUUUUGUUUCAUUCAGUCAAUUCUCGACGUUUGCCCGUAGUGGUUGUGUCAAGUUUUGUGGAAAAUUAUUGAAAUAAAUUCCUGAAUAAUAAUAAAAGAAAAAAUAUAACGCCAUGGCUGAAACGGAAAUAAUAUCUAGUAGUGAAAGUAAUGAUCAAUUUUUUGAAGGUGUUGAAAAGCUGAUAGAAAUAUGGUUCACGCCGGCUAAAAAUGCAGAUUUAAGAAAAAUCACUCGCCAACAGUGGGAGAAUGUGCUGAAGAUAGUGCGGUGUGAGAUCAUCUCUUUCACACAGAGCGAGCAAGUCGACGCCUAUGUACUUAGCGAGAGCAGCAUGUUUGUGUCGCGCCGCCGUUGGAUCCUGAAGACGUGCGGCACGACGACGCCGCUGCGGUGCGUGCGCGCGGUGCUGUCGCUGGCUCGCGACGUCGCCGGACACGCGUGCGUGCACAACGUGUUCUACUCGCGGCGGGAGUUCGCCAGGCCCGCCUCGCAGCUGUCGCCGCACGACAACUUCGACACCGAGGUGGAGUUACUUGAUUCAUUUUUCGGUGACGGUCGCGCAUACAUUAUGGGCCCAGAGAAGGAUUGCUGGUACUUGUACACACUGCUGCCACUUGAAGGCACAGUAGACGCACUGGAGAAGGAGCAGCGCGAGGUGGGCAACGGGUGUGACGUGUCCGAACCCGACCAGACCAUUGAGAUCUUGAUGUCGGACCUUGACCCUGAAGUCAUGGACAUCUUCACGCGCGCCGCCUCACAGGACGCCGCGCACGCCACCAGGAAAUCGGGCAUAGAUCAAAUCAUUCCAGGCAUGGUCAUAGACGACUUCCUCUUUGAUCCUUGCGGCUACUCCAUGAACGGGGUCGCCAAAGAUGGAGAUAAGGACCUACCAUCAGGCUGCUACAUGACGAUCCACAUAACGCCGGAGCGGUCGUGCUCAUAUGUGUCGUUCGAGUCGAACGUGCCGCUGUCCAGCUAUGACGAGGUGAUCUCGCGCGUGCUGCACGCCUUCCGCCCCGCCAAGUUCGUGCUUACCGUGUUCGCUACGCCGGACUCCCCGGCGGCGGACACGCCCCGCCAGUUGACCAAGUUCUCGUCGCUGGGCUCGUUCGAGCAGAAGGAGGCGCAGUACUGCCGCUUCUCGGGCUACGAGCUGCACUACGCCCUGUACUGCAAGUUCCCGAGCUGAGUGGCGGCGCCGCCGCACGCGCGGCCGGGCCGGCCCCGCGCGCGCCGGCCGCGCCGCCCGCGCCGGCCGCGCCGCGCGCUGGCCGACGUGCUGGCGCCGCCGCCGCCGCCGCCGCUGUCGCCGCCGCCGCCGCCGCCGCUGAUGCCGCUGCUGCGGCGCGCGGCGCGGGCGCUGCGGGCCGCGUGCCCGUGCGAGGCGCGGCUGGCCGCAGCGUGACGCGCCUGCGCACCCGCCGCCGGGCCUCUACCCGCUACGUCCUCCCGAGCCUAGUUCGGUAGACGAGCAUAGACAAUAUUUUUUCUACAUCCGUAGCCGUCUCCUUAGCGCGGACGAUGUAUGUACAAACUACUCCUAAUGAAUUGUAAAUAAUACGAAUUAGAGCAGGGUGCCGUAACGUGUGAUGUAACCGUUCCAUUCCAUUGAGCGUGAUCCUUAAGUGAUAUUAUAGUUAACCUUAGUAGAUAGCCGCGCCCGCGGACAGGUCCGCGGGCCGAUAUCAUAUUUGAAAUUAUAUAAGCGAUGAUUAUAUUUGUAACGUAAAUCGUUGCGGGUAGAUGUUAGACACGUAGCUGUUGUACGGUACUCUCAGAUGUCUCGUAGUACGUAACACCCAGGGAGUGAGGUGAGGCGAGGCAGCCGCGAGCAGGCAGCGGCGACGGCGCCGCGCCUGGCCCGCCACGGGGCCGCGCCCCUGUUGGCAGAGAUUUCAAAUCAAAUAAAGAUUUCAUCUCAGUAAA